UCCACGUCUGCUGAUAUUUCAGUUAGUUCAGGGGUAGGCGCGAUGGGUCCUAGUUGUCGCUUUUGCAAGAAGUUAUUUACGGCCUGGAAAAAUGCCUUACGUCAUGAACGACAGUGUGCAGACGCACCUAACCUAGAAAUGCACCUCUGCGAGAAAUGCGGCACUACAUUUGCUCGUUGGGGUAACCUACAGCGCCAUUUGAAGAUCUGUACCGGCACACAUACAUCUCGCAGCAAGCAUUGUCGGUACUGCUACAGGCAGUUUACGAGGACCUUCGAUGCUCGUAGGCAUGAGGAUUCCUGUACUGGAAACCAGGCUCGAGCAGUUAAUGCUCUUUGUGAUAAGUGCGGAAAUGUUUUUGCCCGGCGCGACAAUUUAGCAGCACACCGCUUGGUAUGUCGUGGGUCUGCGGCGACGACUCCAGCUCUCCCGACUCGGUGCACAAUGCUUGUGAGUGAUGAGCAGCAAGCCUCUACUUCUAGAGCAGUUCAACCCAUGGUGUUGCCUAAUACCUCAACAUCCCAGGCCACAUCAACCAUUGAGCCAGAAGAUAUUAAUAAUAAUAAUGAUUUCGUUGAAGUGGCUCGUGCAUUCAGUGGUAGUUUGCGCACCUUCGUAGCCGGGAACAAUUUCGACCGUUCAUUGGAUAUCUGUACAUAUCUUGAGACGAUGGAGGAUAGAAUAGUUGCGCAGCUAACUGAGAUUGUAGAGGCAACUGGGGCCGUAAAAUUUAAUAUGUGGCUCGAGUGCAAUUAUGCAAAACCAGCACCAUUCGACGACAGUGCAGACCUGCGUGCCUUCAAGACCCCCAACAUCCCUCUAUACAAUGUAGAUGAUGUUGCUAUAGCUGUUCGAAAUAGUAUUUUGAACAUCUGUAAGGAGGAGGACGAGUACAUGAGCAAAGGUUCUGGCUGGUCGCUGACGUCAGUGAAGUGCAUACAACUUCGUGUCAGCAAGCUCGACCCACUGCGUGCAUCUUCCUAUCUGCCUCUGCCACCAUCGAUUGCUAUCAAACAUGCUGUACUUAAUCCCCAGAACGAAGAUCAAGAAUGUUUCAAGUGGGCCAUUAUCUCCAAGUUUGUUGGGGGAUUUAAUGUGUGUCGAGUUGACCAACGAUACCUGAACCUGGAGACACAAUUUAACUUUGACGGACUUGAUUUCCCUACACCAGUCAAACAGAUUAAUGUCUUUGAGCGACACAACCCAACCGUGUCAGUUAAUGUCUAUACUCUCGGUGAAGAGAAUAAGGUGGUCCCAAUUCGGGUUGUUGAUGAAGAGAAGCAGCAGCAUUUCGAUCUUCUGCUAAUAUCCGAUGUCGAUCACAAGCACUACUGCCUCAUAACGGACUUUUCACGGCUGAUACGGUCUCAGGUAACCAAUCACAAUGAAAGAAUAUAUAUAUGUAAGAGAUGCUUCAAAUCAUUUGAUGAUCAACUCCGAGUGACUGGAAUGACGGGACAACAGUGCCUGGAACAACAUAGGAGGUACUGUGUUCCUCAUGCACCUGUGCGUGUUGAAAUGCCGCUUCCAGACAAGGAUGGAAACCCACCCAGGCUGGAAUUCACCAACUUCCACCACAUGGGUAAACUGCCUAUAGUUGUGUAUGCAGACUUCGAGGCCAUGCUAACCAAGGUGGACUCAUGUCAGCAUGACCCCAAUAUAGCAUACACAGAGAAGUACCAGAAGCAUGAGCCAUAUAGCUAUGGUAUAUACAUCAAGGUGGACAAUGCUCGUAUACCCACACACCUUACAGCAAACCUGCCACAGGAACCGAUUAUAUACCGAGGUGUGGAUGCUGCGAGUAGGUUCAUGGAGGAUAUAGUUGAAAUUGGGAACAAAGUGAAGGAUAUAUAUGCUACCUCCAUCCCAAUGACACCUCUGACACGGACCCAGUACAUUACCUUCAACCAUGCAGCACAAUGCUGCUACUGCUACAAACCCUUCACUGCAUCAAACUAUAGGGUGAAGGAUCAUGAUCAUUUUACAGGAAAUUACAUUGGACCUUCCUGUAAUGGCUGUAACAUGUUGCGUCGUAGACCAAAGAAGCUAGUAGUCUUCUUCCAUAAUCUCGGCUACGACCAGCACUUUAUUGUCAAGCAGCUUGGGUAUGACACUAAGGAGAUCUUCAUCAUACCACACAGUGAAGAGAAAAUGAUAACAUUCUCGAAGAAGCUUGCUAAUAAUGCUACUUUUGGGAAAUUGAUGGAGGCGAAACGUAAGAGGCAAGUAAUGGAGCUGGUGUGCUGUGAAGAGCGCCUCCGCAAGCUUGUGGCUCGCCCCACCUUCAAGGACUACACAGUCUAUGAUCAGAGUCUGGCACUGGUGCACCUUCAGCACGAGAAAAUAAUGUUCGACAAGCCAAUAUAUGUUGGAUUUGCCGUUCUUGACCUCUCCAAGACUUUGAUGUACCACUUCCAUUAUGAUGUGAUGAAACCCAGCGGGAUAACCGUCGACGAGUGGCCUGAGAGGACCAGCGAACGGUUGCGGGGACCCGCCCUCGACUGGUGGCAACUAUGGGGGCAGGCCGACAUGGAGUGGCCCGAGUUCGCAGAGGCCCUCAACCACCGUUUCAACGCCGGGGCUACACUGGUACAAUGCACCUCACAAUUCUACAGUAGCACGCAGCGGGAGGGAGAACCAGUGGAAAAUUUCAUAGCCCACAAACUACAACUAUUCCGCCGGAUAUCACCACUCGUAGAACCAGCGAGGGCACUACCCACCAUCACAUUACUCCUCAGAGACGAACUCCAGCCCUUCCUACGCAUAGGACGCACCACCACCGUCGAGGACUACGUCCAACUGGCAGUAGCCACGGAACAAAAUUUCCAGAGAGCCUGGUGGAGAAACCCGCGCAGGACCAACCGGGAGGACCCCAACCCGCCGAACGACCGGCGCCCACUAGCCAUCCAAGGGGCACCACCGCCCCAACAACGCAGGCCCUCACACCCCGACAACCGACGCCCCCCCUACACGCUGGAGGCGCCUCAAGCGGACGCCAACACAGCCCCCCGACCGCCUCACUGCCAACUGGGACUCGGGCAGCUGACCCAACCACCGGACAACUUGCUCCGCAUACCGGUAGAGGUCAACAACACACCAGCCAUUGCACUCGUGGACACAGGAGCGAGCCACGUGUUCAUCCACCCCUCGUUGGUACCCCCCGGCUCCCUCCGCCCGCACCGGGGUGAACUACGCCUGGCCACCGCCACACACGCCGGCCUAAUGGUGGGGUACGCUGACGUCCAGGGGGCGCGGGAGGCUGGAAGACAUACGUGCCACCCGAAGAACGCGAGGCGGUACUCCGCUUCGUGCACGACCACGACCUUGCAGGCCACCCGGGGGCAGACCAAACCCAGAGAGCGGUCUCACAACACCACCACUGGCCAGGGAUGGCAAGGGACGUCAGGGAAUACGUGCGCGAAUGCGAAGAAUGUCAAGUGCGUAAAGCACGCCGACGGGACGGCGAACAACAACAACAACCCCGCCAACCAACACAGGCAUUCCAGACCAUCGCGCUAG
Molecule: messenger RNA, 3519 nt
Organism: Bacillus rossius redtenbacheri
Lineage: Eukaryota; Metazoa; Arthropoda; Insecta; Phasmatodea; Bacillidae
Exons: 5
Coding region: 43-3519 (1158 amino acids)
Biological process (GO): proteolysis
Molecular function (GO): aspartic-type endopeptidase activity
Source: RefSeq, a predicted model, not a curated record